This is a messenger RNA of Microcebus murinus (gray mouse lemur), 1210 nucleotides long. RefSeq names its product transcription elongation factor A like 8 (gene TCEAL8). NCBI's taxonomy places the organism in Eukaryota, Metazoa, Chordata, Mammalia, Primates, Cheirogaleidae. The record is from RefSeq and is a predicted model, not a curated record.
UGACGCGGUCCUCACGUGACCAGGAGUCGACGUGUGCAGAAGUCCUUAUAGUCCAGGGCCUGUUUCCCUGUAGCAGCUCCCUAUUGCUGGAGAAGGAGGAAAGUGCUCCGGAUCCUUUCAGGACUCUUGGUUUUUUGGGCGCGACACAAGGUGAGGGAAGGAGGAGGAAAAUCCCUCGGAUCCCUGCAGGAUUAAUUUAUUCAAAAAGGAAAUAAUAAAAAAUACUCAACAUGCAAAAGUCUUGUGAAGAAAAUGAAGGAAAAACACAGAACGUGCCAAUGGUCGAGGAAGACCGCCCUUCGGAAGAUGUACCACAGGAGCAGGAGGCAGAAGGAAAUCCUCAACCUUCCGAAGAAGGUGUAAGCCAGGAAGCAGAAGGAAACCCCAGGGGAGGGCCUACUCAGCCUGGCCAGGGAUUUAAAGAGGACACUCCUGUUAGGCAUUUGGACCCUGAAGAAAUGAUAAGAGGAGUAGAUGAGCUGGAAAGGCUUAGGGAAGAGAUAAGAAGAGUAAGGAACAAGUUUGUGAUGAUGCAUUGGAAGCAAAGACACUCUCGCAGCCGUCCUUAUCCUGUGUGCUUUAGGCCUUGAAUUCAUUUUUGCCUGAUAAGAAAAUCUGGCCCUGGCUUUCUUUCUGUUUAGCGUUUUCUGAUGUAUCUUUGACCUUCAUUUUACUUUUAAUCAUCUGGUGAAAUUUUGUUUUAGGUAGUUUCCUUGUUACCAGCAUCUCAAUGGAUUUUGGAUUUUGACCCCUUUUCCAGGUCUAAUUUUCAAUUGGGACGUUUCACACAUAUGCAUGGAAAUAUGCUCAUUCCAUAAUGUAAAGUAAAACGUAACAGGUUACAAAGCAUAUUUAGUAUCAGCUCACGUAUGUAGGCUAAAAUUCCAAAUUGUGUGUGUGUGCGUGUGUAUACAUACAUAUAACAUAUAUGAAAAACUUAACCAUGCUUAUUUCUGUGUGGUGUGAAGUUUUCUUUCUUUUUCUUUGCUUUUUGCUUAUAUGUAUUUUUUAAUGAACACGUGUCUCACACACAAAUGAAUUAAGGAUUUUUUUAUAAGUAAGAGUCAAUCAAAUAAUUUGCAACCAGCAUAUAAAGGGCAUUGGGGACACCUAAACUCUUAAAUGAAAGAACCAUAAAAAGAAAUGUAAACUCCAAAUUACCUCUGGUUCUCAUAGCCAGAGGAAUAAAUUGGCAAUUAUUACAGAUAAA